Gossypium raimondii (Peruvian cotton) is the source of this 1567-nucleotide messenger RNA. Its product is annotated as phosphatase IMPL1, chloroplastic. Gene Ontology annotation, molecular function: inositol monophosphate 1-phosphatase activity. Lineage: Eukaryota; Viridiplantae; Streptophyta; Magnoliopsida; Malvales; Malvaceae. The record is from RefSeq and is a predicted model, not a curated record. The transcript is spliced from 12 exons. Gene Ontology annotation, biological process: inositol metabolic process; phosphatidylinositol phosphate biosynthetic process; signal transduction. The coding region runs from base 231 to 1163 and encodes 310 amino acids.
CCGAAUAUUUAUCAGAGGGAGUAACUGCAAAUUGAGCUACCCACAAAGAAACCGGGAAAAAAAAGUUUAACAAAUUUGUAAGGUUUUCGCAAAAACCCAGAGCAGUUUCACCUCGGAUUCACCCAAAUCAGUGCCAACCUCACAAAUCUAUUGCAAAUUCUCCAUUUGGGUGUCUAUAAGUUGGAAUCUUGAGCACGAAUUCGACAGGAAAAUUAUAUACAAGAGCCUUGAUGUCGGAGGCUUCAAACCAGAGAAAGUAUCCUAAAGUAGGUGCCAAAUCAACUGGAUCAAUCCCUCCUUCCGAGCUCAUUGAAGUUGUUGAGGCUGCCGCAAGAGCUGGCGCUGAGGUGGUGAUGGAUGCUGUCAACAAACCAAGAAAUGUCGCAUAUAAAGGACUAGCUGACUUGGUAACCGACACAGAUAAAAUGAGUGAGAUCGCUAUUCUGGAGGUAAUAAAAAAGAAUUUUGCAGAUCAUUUGAUCCUCGGGGAGGAAGGAGGAAUUGCAGGGGAUACCUCAUCAGACUAUCUCUGGUGUGUUGAUCCUUUAGAUGGAACAACAAAUUUUGCACACUGUUAUCCUAGCUUUGCAGUUUCAGUGGGUGUACUGUUUCAAGGAAAUCCUGCCGCUGCUACUGUGGUGGAAUUUGUUGGGGGACCUAUGUGUUGGAAUACCCGUACAUAUACUGCUACUGCUGGUGGGGGAGCAUUUUGUAACGGACAGAAAAUCCAUCCCAGUAAAACAGAUAAGGUGGAGCAAUCUCUUCUUGUGACUGGGUUUGGAUGUGAACAUAAUGAUGCAUGGAAUACCAACUUCGAAUUAUUCAAGGAAUUUACCAGCAUUAGUAGAGGUGUAAGAAGGCUUGGUGGUGCAGCUGUGGACAUGUGCCAUGUAGCUCUAGGAGUAACGGAAGGGUACUGGGAAUAUCAUCUAAAACCAUGGGAUAUGGCUGCUGCUGUAUUGAUAAUUGAAGAAGCUGGUGGCGUUGUGACUCGGAUGGAUGGUGGAAAGCUUUGCGUCUUUGAUAAAUCUGUGUUGGUAUCUAAUGGUGCAAUUCAUGCUAAGCUUCUGGAGAGGAUUGCACCCGCAACAGAGAAACUGAAGAGUAAAGGAAUUGAUUUCUCAUUAUGGUAUAAGCCUGAAAAUUACGUCACAGAUCUUUGAUUCGCCAAACAGACACUUGUGUUUCGUGACAGCAGGAGCUUGCCAAAUCGAGGAGCCCGACGAACAAAGCUUUUAAUAAAUCUGCUCUUGGUGCCUUGCGAUAGAGUUUUACCGGAAAACCCACCAGCAUUAUGCGAUUAGAAACAUAAUAAGUAUAUUUUCUCUUUGUUAAUAAAGUACUGUCUGCCGUUAUCAACUGUUCUAUUACAGUUGUGUGUGUAUUUUACUUUUUUAUUUUGAUUUGCCAUCACAUUUUAUUUUUGUUUAUAUUCGAUAUAUUUUUUUUGAUGUAAAAUAAACAGAAGAAAUUAACAAAAUUAUCUAAAAAUAUUCAGCGGAUAUACUGUAAACAACUGUAGUCCUGCAUUUUUGUCAAAAGCUAGUUUAGUGAUAUUAUCUGUUUC